AUGGGCAGAAACUCGCCUUCCCAGAUGAAUGGUGUCAAUGUGAUGAGUGCCACGCCCCAGGAGAAGGACCCCCAGGAUGACGCCCCCAACCUGCUCCAACAGCCCCUUGCCAUGGGAUACUACAUCUCCACUGCCGAGACUGGACCCCUCCCUCGGUGGUUCUGGUCAGCCUGCCCCGACAAUGAACACACGUCCGUCAAGUGCUUUAAGUCUGCCCUUCACGUUCAUUUCUCAACCAACCAGGAUGACUUCAUGCACAGCACGGCACCUGGUAACACCCACCCCCUUGACUCUAACCUCACCUGUGAUGUUUUAAGGUUUGUUCUGGAGAAGUACAACGCCUUGUCAUGGCUCUCAUUUGACUCCGUACGCAAUGAACGCCAGUCCUGCCUGCCUCUUCACUUCUCAGUCCUCAUACAGCUCUACCAUGCGAUUAAUGCUUACAUCUGAGUUCCAGACCCUUGAUGGCCUACAGCUCAUUGAAUUUUCAGUGAAUGCUUUCAUCUGAGAGCAGUUAUGGUGCAAUGAAAGCUCAAAUCUGAGGACGAUAAUGGUUCACUGAAAGCUUAAAUUUCAGGACAGUCACAUUUCAAUUAACAUCUCCAGUGUAAGAAUGUUACUGGUAAAUGAAUGCUUUUAUCUGAGGACAGUUCUGUUUCAAUGACCCUUUCAUCUUAGUGCAGUAACAGUUCAAAUAAUGUUUGCAUAAGGGUUUAAGGAAAGCUCAUAUCUGUGGACAGUUACAAUUCAAAAUAAGCUUGAAUCUGAGCGCAUUAACGGUGCCAUGUAAGCUUAUAUUUGAUGGCAGUUAGGGUUGAAUGUUUACUUGCAAUUUAGAUCAGUCACAAUUCAGCUCCAUCUGAUGGCAGUUACAAGUUGAUGAACACUUGUAUCUGAGAGCAGUUGGGGUUUAAUGAACGCUUGCAUUUGAUGGCAUUUUCCCAUUCAAGAAAAGCUUAAAUCUGAGGGCAAAUACGGUUUAAUUUAGGCUUGCAUCUGAGGGCAGUUAAAUUUCAAGGAAAGCUUUGCAUAAGUACUCUCCCCAUUUCUUAUUGCAAUGAACACAUUCAUUGGAAGGGGCAGGGCAGUUUCCAUACUAAUUUAACAGAUGCUGCUGCAAUGAACCUUGUCUUAUCAUUAAUUUUACACAUAACAAAGUCUCAAUGUUUCUCUUGCUCGUGUUACUUUAAUAAAAAAAAUUACCUCUCAGUGAAGAAAUGCUCUUUUUAUUGCUCUUGAGGAAUUUGUUUAUGCUUUCAGUAUGUUUACAGUAAACUUAAAAAUCUGUUUCAUAUUUUAUUACUUUGGCACAUGUUCAGUGUAUUUUGAUAAGGUGGAAAGAAUUUGCUUCCACUUGCCUCACCAAAAAAUGGUGUUGUAGGGCAGCUUAACUUUUAUUUUUAACCAGGUUUUCCGAAGGAAAAAACUGGUUAUUAGAUUGGCGAAUGCGGGCGGGCGGGCUGGCUGGCUGGCUGGCGGGCGGGCGGAACAAGCUUGUCCGGGCCAUAACUAUGUCGUUCAUUGUCAUAUUUUAAAAUCAUUUGGCACAUUUGUUCACCAUCAUUGGACGGUGUGUCGCGCGAAAUAAUUACGUCGAUAUCUCCAAGGUCAAGGUCACACUUUGAGUUCAAAGGUCAAAAAUGGCAAUACAUGAUCUUGUCUGGACCAUAACUAUGUCAUUCAUUGUGAGAUUUUAAAAUGACUCUGUACAUUAAUUUUGUUCACAGUCAUAGAAUGGCGUGUCAUGUGGAAGAAUUCAAUAGUUCAAAGGUCAAAAUGGCUAUAAAUGAUAAUGGCUUAAUAAUUCUUAAAAAUUGCCAUAAAUUAGAUUCUCUUGUUUUGUGAAGACAGCAUGCAAAAUAGUCUGUGUCAAUGCGGCACGUGGGGGUAUACGUCACGUCUGUGACAAAGCUCUAGUUAUUUUUGGUGCAAUCUGGAAUAUGUUAUUGUUAAAGUGAUAUUAUGAGCAUUUUUCACUGUUGAAUUGAGCUGAAAAGAAUUAACAGGUCAAAAGAGUUAGUUAAAAUGUGGUAAUUGACCAAUUAUCUACAACUCAUCUUGCUACCAGUUGUUUAUAACAAAUAUAUAUUAUAUUCAAUAUUUUACAUAACUGUACAGUCUUCUUAGCAGAAAUGAUCCGUAAAACAAAUUUGUUUCUUUGUGUUGUAUGAACAAAUCUGCACUAAAACUAUAUUUAGAUUCACAUCGUACAUUGAAUCAUGUCGUCAGUUGUCAAAACAAAAGUACGGUUGAUAUUCAGUUGCAUUAUUUUUCUAUGUAUCUGAGGUGUCGAGACCAAAAAUAAACAACUGUUGCGAUAGACACCUAUAAGCAUAGCAUAUACUGUUAGAUGCGCAUAAUAUAACUUUAAAUGUGCAAACAAUUUGCAUACACUGCGAAAAUUGCAAAUGAAUUUUGAAUGUUUUACUCUUUCACAUUUGUACGCAUGCAUCUCUAUGCUGAUUUAUCUAUUUAUGCAAUUAUAAAGCCUUGAUAACACACUAUGUUCCCAGAAAUACUGGCAAAACAAGCAAAAGUGUGUACAUCUAUAAUUUCUAUAUUAUAUUCAUAGAACACACAGUUGUAUAGAUUUAGAACGUUUUUUAUGGCAUAAAACAUGUUUUGUUAAAGGAAUGUUGAACUACAAUUCUUGCAUUUAGAUACUUUUAUCUGAACAAUGUGGUGUUGAACCACAGAUCUGUUCUUUCAAUGGGUAUUUUUUCUGUACAUUACAGUCAGAUAUUGUCACUGGUUGCUGUAUCACAAUUUAACCUGGAAUUGUUAAUAGGUUAACCAUUCGUUCAGAGUGUAUUGCAUAUUGAAAUAUGAGAUGUAAAUAUUAAUUUAGAACUGAAAUCAACUGUUGAGUGUAUUUUAUGAUAAAAGCGAAAAAUAUA
Messenger RNA from Dreissena polymorpha, 2897 nucleotides. Its product is annotated as mediator of RNA polymerase II transcription subunit 13-like. Gene Ontology annotation, biological process: regulation of transcription by RNA polymerase II. Gene Ontology annotation, cellular component: mediator complex. Gene Ontology annotation, molecular function: transcription coregulator activity. The transcript has 5 exons. The coding region runs from base 1 to 450 and encodes 149 amino acids. NCBI's taxonomy places the organism in Eukaryota, Metazoa, Mollusca, Bivalvia, Myida, Dreissenidae. The record is from RefSeq and is a predicted model, not a curated record.